AUGCCUUCUUUAGUUUACAGGCAAAGUGGUAACAUUAAUAAAACAAAAUAUUACAAAUGUUAAAUAAUAAGGCUAACUAAAGAGCAAGCCAGGUGAGCACAAUGAUUGGUAUUUUUGGUAUUUUAUUAGGAUCCCCAUUAGCUACUGCUAAAGCAGAAACUACUCUUCCUGGGGUCCAUACAAAACAUGAAACAUGACAUAAUACAGAACAUUAAUAGACAAGAACAGCUCAACGACAGAACUACAUGCAUUUAAAAAUGUCACACGUAGCCUACAUAUCAGUACAUACACACAAAAUAUAUAGGUCAAAUAGGAAAAAGGCGUUGUGCUGUGAGGUGUUGCUUUAUCUGUUUUUUGAAAUCAGGUUUUCUGUUCAUUUGAGCAAUAUGAGAUGGAAGGGAGUUCCAUGCAAUAAUGGCUCUAUAUAAUACUGUACGCUUUCUUGAAUUUGUUCUGGAUUUGGGGACUGUGAAAAGACCCCAGGUGGCAUGUCUGGUGGGGUAAGUGUGUGUGUCAGAGCUGUGUGUAAGUUGACUAUGCAAACAAUUUGGAAUUUUCAACACAUGAAUGUUUCUUAUAAAAAGAAGAAGUGAUGCAGUCAGUCUCUCCUCAACUCUUAGCCAAGAGCGACUGUCAUGCAUAGUAUUUAUAUUAGCCCUCUGAUUACAAUGAAGAGCAAGACGUGCUGCUCUGUUCUGGGCCAGCUGCAGCUUAACUAGGUCUUUCUUUGCAGCACUUGACCACAUGACUGGACAAUAAUCAAGAUACGACAAAACUAGAGCCUGCAGGACUUGCUUUUUGGAGUGUGGACAGACCUCUCCCCAUCUUUACAACCAUUGAAUCUAUAUGUUUUGACCUUGACAGUUUACAAUCUAAGGUAACACCAAGUAAUUUAGUCUCCUCAACUUUUUCAACAGCCACACCAUUUAUUACCAGAUUCUGCUGAGGUUCGUUGUUGGCAUUUCCUGCCUAAGUUUGUCCACUUUGCCAAUGAAGUAAUCAUUAAAAUAACUGGCAACAUCAACUGGUUUUGUGAUGAAUAAGCCAUCUGAUUUGAUGAAAGAAUUUGUCUUUCUGCCCAUAAUUUCAUUUAAAGUACUCCAAAGUUUUUUUCCAUCAUUCUUUAUAUAAUUGAUAUUGGCUUCAUAAUACAGUUUCUUCUUCUUUUUGUUGAGUUUAGUCACAUAAUUUCUUAAUUUACAGUAAGUCAGAUGUGCAGCCAGACUUAUGAGCCACUCAUUUUGCCCCAUCUCCUUCAACCAUACAGUUUUUCAAUUCCUCAUCAAUCCAUGGAGCCUUAACAGUUCUAACAGUCAGUUUCUUAACAGGUGCAUGUUUAUCAAUAAUUGAAAGAAGCAAUUUCAUAAAUUAAUCAAGUGCAGUGUCUGGAUGCUCCUUAUUAAUUACAUCAGACCAACAAAUUAUACUCAUCAAAAUGGAAAUGUUUUAACUGGUAAAUGAGGAUUUAUGAUUGCAUUCCUCAUAGUUGCUUAGAAACACAAGUAUUUCUGGAUUGUGUUGUGUUGUAAAAAAUAAAUAAAAGAUUUAUGCACACUAUUACUAGGGUUAACUCAAUAUUCUAUUAGAGACCAUUUACAAUCACAGCGUAUUAUCAUCGCUGUAAAUCAACUGCAGUAAGAGCAAACACCACCCGUAUUGUCUUCAGAGAGGACUGAGUCAUCUUUUUUAAAGCCAACUGUUAACUUAGCUUUUUUCUCUCCAUACAGCUGUGUUCACAGAGGUCCCCCAUGACAUCACAACACAGAGUGGCCAGGACGUGGAGAUGGCAUGCUCCUUCCGGGGGGCAGGCCCCUCCUACUCCCUUGAGAUCCAGUGGUGGUAUAUCAGGAACCACAGAGACUGGACAGAGAAACAGCCCUGGACCUCCAAUCAGGUAGCUAGACUGCUCACUCUCUGUCACUGUUGAAAUAAUGUUGUUGGUGAGGUGUUCUGUGAUCAGUGAUCAAAGGUUUGAGGCAGAGGAUAAAUAGAUGUGGAACAAAGUCUUCUUAUUCUCCCACAUUGCAAAUAGCAAAGCAUUAGAAUACAGUACUGUAGGCUAUGCGCACAAACUCCUUACUAAAUCCCAAUCCUUAGAGUUUGCCAUCGAGGCACAGUUAUACAAGUCAGAAUCAGUACCAACUAAUAAAGUACACAGGGUUAAACUGAGUGAGGUGAGCAGCAAGGUAACAAACCACACAUUAAUCACUGCAGUAGGCAGAAAUAGCAGCAGGUUCCCCAGGUGCCCCUGAGGCACAGGAACAGAAGAGGAGGCUGAGGAACCAUCUCAUGGGAAAAUGCACCUGAGCUGGGCAAAGCAGAGCAGGUUUUCCAUGAGGACAGAUGGAAUGUUUUCCAGGCCUCCUGCUGUGUCUUCCGACACUUUUUAAUUGGAAAAGGGAGAAAUGUAAAGAAACUUCCUCUCACCUCAAUUCAUUAUUCAUGAAGUGUCCCUGAGGACUGGCUUUGUUACACCAUGCUUCCUUCCCUUGCUGGAGCAUUGGGCAGGUGGUGCUACUGGCCUAGAAUACUGUACAGGCUAUGCUGUAGUGAACCCUCUUUUUCUGGAUGAAUCAUGCCUACAUGAUAAUAUAGGUACAGGUUGAAAUGUAUUACAUAAUUGUUUUGUUUUCGAAUUAAUAUUACAAAUGUGGGGAAUACAAAGAUUGUGGAGAUUGGUGCCUUGGGGGAAACAAAGGUGGGUCGGUCCACGAAAAGAGUGCCUUUUGCGUCCCUUUGAUAUUUAAAGUAGAAAUUGUGCACCAAUAUUGAAUUUGAAAAGCCUGUUAAAUGUAUUAUACUGCCGUUUAAUAUAGACCACAUGGAGAAUUCAAUAAAUCAUAUUUCUUUAUAUGAAUAAAGACUUGCUAAAGUGCUAAAUUCAGCAUUUUGACAAGUCUCUUUGUGCAGCCUCUGUGACUUCUAUGUAGAUUUGAACCCACUAAACCCCCACAUUUCUCACAUUUUUCACCACCAUUGUAAAGCCCAAAUUUUUUUUGCUUUGACAAAGUUUUUUCUGGAGAUUAUUAUUUAUUGAUUAGUGAUUUAAUUUAUGUCUGUCCCUCAUUUUAAGGUCAACCCUGUUACGUGAACUGAACUCUUGUCUUAAUAUGGUGAAACUAUUCCUUUUAAAAUUGUAUUUUUUGACCAAGUUACACUUCUUAAAAGGCCCCGACCCAGGUUUCACCUCUCAAUAUAUUACUCUCAAUAGAGUGGUGAAUCUCCACAUACCGUAUGUAAUUUUGAGUCCAGCUGUAUGUUUUUGAUGCAAUUACCUGUGAAUUAGGCAUUAUUACGCCCAUUAUCUAUGUUCUGCUCUUUGGUGAAAUUACCUGUAAGUGGACACAUCAUCAAUGUAAGGCAGUUUUACACAAUGGGGACAUUUAAAAAAAAUAUAUAAGUAUUUCUAAAGUUUCUUAUUCUUUGAAAUCUCUUUCCUACAGGUUGUACCCCAGGAUGAGAUGUCAAAGGUUGCUACCAAAAUAAGUGUGAGUCUUUACUUACUGCAUUAUAUGUUAUAUCUCCUGUCUGGCGUCUCUUUUGCACUUUUGUAUUUGUCUUGUUGGGAAUCUAGUGUCCAAUAGAGGCCUCAUUACCAAAGAAACAUUGCAAUAAGUACUGACAUUUCUUGGAGGCUGUGGAAGCUGAAUGUCAGUUUUUUUCCACAUUUGCAGCUUUUUUAUUCAUAGAUUUUAGAUAUGAAUAAAAAAAUAAAAUAAAAUGUUUAGCUUGAAGGGAAUGUUGGUAUCCUGCAUAUUUGACUCUUAUAUGUGGUUGUCUCAAGGGGUGCAACUUUGGUUUUAGAGGUGGGUGGAACAUAACUUGCCGGGGUGUCUGAGGGUCCUCCCAUUUUUUGGGGGCAUCUAAAGUUAAUUUCCUGAAUUUCUACACAAUCUAAUAUGACCCAUGGCCCUUCUAGCCAUCUCUAUUUAGAACAACAAAAAGUUUGCAAAAAUGCCCAGUCAUCAUGUAAGAGAUCAUUUUUAAAUAUGUUUAAGUGAUUGAUAAGACUGAACUAGAUCAAUGAUAUUUCAGUAAUCAAUAUUGUGUUGCACCUUUAACAAAUAGCCUAACAAAUAAACAACUCUUACAAAUAAAGUACAAAGACUUAACUUUUGAUUGUCUUUAUUAAGACAUCCUCUAUAUCAAAUUUCAGCCAGACUGCCCAGCCAGCCCUAGCCACCUGAACGCCUGACCCCCACCAGUCCAGUCACCAACACAACUUCCUUCCCAUCUUUUUUUUAUAUAUAUCUCAAGGGAAAGGUUUGGAAAUCAAAAGUUUAAUAAAAACACACAUACACCUCCUACUCAUUAACACACAGAAACAGUACAUCCUCCAUAUCAUUCAUAUCAUAGGCCUAAUAGUACUGUAGAGCUCUUUUUCUUACACACAAUAUAGCUGGGUCACCCCGUCCUGCCCCUAGCAGUCCACGGCCCUGCAGCGCCCCAACCCAACACACCCCACUCAGCUUUAGGAUCUUAGUGAAACAUUCAUUAUUGAUUUCAGGUGUGUUAGGCCAAGGCCAGAGUGACAACCAACAGUACAGCAGACCCCCAGGGCCAGGACUGAGCAGCCCAGCAGCUAGGGAAUGCCUAAAUAGGUAUCUCCCCUGAAUACCUAUUUAGGCAUUCCCUAUCAGACUCCUUCUGUCGUACAGUAUUCCAUAUAAAGAAUCAAGACCUUAUGAAAGUUGCACAGUAUACCCUUAAUCUUGUAAUAAAUCAAAUCUAGUGAUACAUAACUUGACAUUUCUGCCAUCCAUUGUGACAUUGUGGGAGGAUAACCAACCUUCCAAUUAAUGGCAAUGCAUUUCUUAGCCACUAUAAAUGCAACAUUACACAGUUUCUUCUGAUAACAGUCUUCAAUAUCAACAUUUCCAAGCAAACAAAAACAGGGAGAAUCUGUAGACAUGCUGAGAUAAAACAACAUACUCUUUGCCUGAAUUCAGCCAGCCUUCACAAGACCAUAACAUAUGCAAAUAUGUCCCCUUUUGUGUUUUACACCUCCAGCAGAAGAAUGACAUUUCUGUGUGCAUGAUAUUCAGUUUAACUGGCAUAUACAGUGGGGAAAAAAAGUAUUUAGUCAGCCACCAAUUGUGCAAGUUCUCCCACUUAAAAAGAUGAGAGAGGCCUGUAAUUUUCAUCAUAGGUACACGUCAACUAUGACAGACAAAUUGAGGAAAAGAAAUCCAGAAAAUCACAUUGUAGGAUUUUUUAUGAAUUUAUUUGCAAAUUAUGGUGGAAAAUAAGUAUUUGGUCACCUACAAACAAGCAAGAUUUCUGGCUCUCACAGACCUGUAACUUCUUCUUUAAGAGGCUCCUCUGUCCUCCACUCGUUACCUGUAUUAAUGGCACCUGUUUGAACUUGUUAUCAGUAUAAAAGACACCUGUCCACAACCUCAAACAGUCACACUCCAAACUCCACUAUGGCCAAGACCAAAGAGCUGUCAAAGGACACCAGAAACAAAAUUGUAGACCUGCACCAGGCUGGGAAGACUGAAUCUGCAAUAGGUAAGCAGCUUGGUUCGAAGAAAUCAACUGUGGGAGCAAUUAUUAGGAAAUGGAAGACAUACAAGACCACUGAUAAUCUCCCUCGAUCUGGGGCUCCACGCAAGAUCUCACCCCGUGGGGUCAAAAUGAUCACAAGAACGGUGAGCAAAAAUCCCAGAACCACACGGGGGGACCUAGUGAAUGACCUGCAGAGAGCUGGGACCAAAGUAACAAAGCCUACCAUCAGUAACACACUACGCCGCCAGGGACUCAAAUCCUGCAGUGUCCCCCUGCUUAAGCCAGUACAUGUCCAGGCCUGUCUGAAGUUUGCUAGAGUGCAUUUGGAUGAUCCAGAAGAGGAUUGGGAGAAUGUCAUAUGGUCAGAUGAAACCAAAAUAGAACUUUUUGGUAAAAACUCAACUCGUCGUGUUUGGAGGACAAAGAAUGCUGAGCUGCAUCCAAAGAACACCAUACCUACUGUGAAGCAUGGGGGUGGAAACAUCAUGCUUUGGGGCUGUUUUUCUGCAAAGGGACCAGGACGACUGAUCCGUGUAAAGGAAAGAAUGAAUGGGGCCAUGUAUCGUGAGAUUUUGAGUGAAAACCUCCUUCCAUCAGCAAGGGCAUUGAAGAUGAAACGUGGCUGGGUCUUUCAGCAUGACAAUGAUCCCAAACACACCGCCCGGGCAACGGAGGAGUGGCUUCGUAAGAAGCAUUUCAAGGUCCUGGAGUGGCCUAGCCAGUCUCCAGAUCUCAACCCCAUAGAAAAUCUUUGGAGGGAGUUGAAAGUCCGUGUUGCCCAGCGACAGCCCCAAAACAUCACUGCUCUAGAGGAGAUCUGCAUGGAGGAAUGGGCCAAAAUACCAGCAACAGUGUGUGAAAACCUUGUGAAGACUUACAGAAAACGUUUGACCUGUGUCAUUGCCAACAAAUGGUAUAUAACAAAGUAUUGAGAAACUUUUGUUAUUGACCAAAUACUUAUUUUCCACCAUAAUUUGCAAAUAAAUUCAUUAAAAAUCCUACAAUGUGAUUUUCUGGAUUUUUUUCCCUCAUUUUGUCUGUCAUAGUUGACGUGUACCUAUGAUGAAAAUUACAGGCCGCUCUCAUCUUUUUAAGUGGGAGAACUUGCACAAUUGGUGGCUGACUAAAUACUUUUUUUCCCCACUGUAGUACAUUCUAGAGAUGGUCUUAAACUGCAGUAAUUUAUGUCUGAGAUUAUAUGAACAUGACUGGGCAUUCUAACAUAUCUGUAUCCAUUCAUCAUCAUCAAUAGCGUCUCCCAGGUCUUCCUCACAUUUUUGUUUUACAUAUUUUGUGUCAUCAGGAAAAGCCACUAUCAACCCUUGAUACAGUUUGGAAAUCAACUUUAGAGGUUUGUCAGACGGCCUUAAAAUAGUUUCAAUCUUUGAAGCUUCUUGCUUGUCCAGUGUUUGCUGCACAGAGAUAAUAAAGUGUUGUAUCUGCAAAAGUUCACCUCUGCGCCGUCACAGACUGGUCUUCCCUGGCUGCCUGACCCUGCUGAGACCCCUGUCACCAUCUGAUCCUGCUCAGAUGAGGCAUAACAAAGAAUUACCUUGGUGUACAUUUAUACAUUAUAUUAUCCAAGAAUAGAAUCAAUGGUUCAAUAAUUGAAAUGACCAUUAUUCCCAGACUGUAGCCUACCCAUCAACUCAAGAUGGAACAUUGUAUCCAUUCACUGAUUAUUAUAAUAUACUGCAAAAUUCACCUGAGCUCCGUAGACUGGUCUUCCCUGGCUGUCUGACCCUGCUGGGACACCUGUCACCAUCUGAUCCUGCUAAGACAUGAUGAGCAUAGUGUUGUGUACUGAUUGUGCACCAUGUCAUGUUCCCCCCGUGCCCAGUGAAAGUUGCGCCCCUGAAUGAUUAUAUCUCUUCGCAGCAAAAUCUGCAGAGCUGAGAUUGUUGUAUGCCCCAUAUAUAUAGCAUUCUGUUGGUGGCAAGAAUUUUGUAUAAUAAUUUGUUGAAUCAAGUGUUGUUUUUUGUAUCAGUUCAUAUACCAUGUGCCAUGGAAUUGAUACAUCGAAAAUCUCUUCCUAGCUAUUUUGCAACCUGUAUGGCGCAGCUGUUAACAUUUUUGUCCUCAAAUGAAACUGGUAUAUUUUUCUAUUCAUGCCAAUCCUUUUCAGCCAAUUUUGAUCUUUAAUAUGUGGCAGACAAGCAAAUUUCCUACUUUCUCCCUCUUUCACUUGUCUCCUCCAUUUUUGCGGUAAUGCUGCAAUCAGUUGGUUGUAAUUUUGGAUUGAGCAAACAUUCCCAUCUAUUUUCGAUAGCUGCAUAUGUGACAUAACUCCACUAUUCCUAUUAAUAAUAAAAAUAAUACAAAAAAUCCAUAAAUAAUGUUUUUUUUUAUCAAUCAUUAUAUUUGAGUUUAGCCAUAAUAUUUGUUGUAAUAUUUGUUCUCUUUUCUGGGGGAUAAAAUAUAAAUUGUAACCAGCUUUGUAUGGCUUGUUUAAGAAAGGGCGAUUCUUUGAACAAAGUUUAAUUUUCAAUUACUCAAAAAUGAGAAGUUGUAAUCUUUCUUAAUAAUCUACUGGAGAACCAGUUCGGGUUUAAGUAUAAAUGAUGUAUGAGUGAAGCUUUUAGUGAGAGGUUUAAUGCUUUCAUAUUUAAUAAGUUCAGCCCCCCAAAUUCAUAUUCAAUAUAUAAAUAGGCACGUUUAAUUUUGUCUGGCUUAGCGUUCCAAAUAAAGGGAAAACAUUUUUUGUUCAUAUGAUUUAAAAAGUAAUCUGGAGUAGGCAGCACCAUUAGUAAGUAAGUAAACUGUAAUAGGACCAAAGAGUUAAUCAAUGUGAUUUAAUUGCCGCAAUACAUUCCUCCUCUGUAAGUUGGCCUUCACACAGGUCUUUCUGUACAUUUGUUAAUUUUAGAUUAUUAUUAUUAGGAAAGAAAUCCUUACAGUUAACAUCAUUCAGUGGAGAUUGAAGAGACUGAAAAGAAAACAUAUGCCUAAAAUAUUUUGUUUCCUCUUUCAAAAUAUAAUUGGUGAAUCAUGGAUGAUUAGAUAGUGAAAAAACCCAACGCCAUGAUUAGAUAGUGAAAAAACCUUUCAUAAGUUCUUUAAACAAUAAAAGCUAAUUUACCAACAUUUCUGAAAAUGGAUAUAUAGCGUUUUGGAAAUAAACUCUUCACUUACUUCUGCUACAAUUAUGUGUUUCAGAUCUAUAGAAAGACUGAGGCUGCAGUAAGAUGUCUUCUUGUCUUCUCUCAGUAAAGCAUGAACGCGGCCAACUUCACAACUGCACAGUGCGCUCUGCUGUCUUAAUUUACAAAAAUGUGCUCCUUGCUGGAGAAUGAUCGGGGAGUCAGCAGAACUUCUGAUAGCUCAUCUAGUGCUGGUAGUGCCUUGUUGCCGCCAGCCUGGCUGAGGGUAAUGAUUUGUUAACAGCUAGUUCUGUGCUCGCACAGCAGCAGUGUGUCCCUCUACUCGCUCGUCUCCAGGAGAAGAUGAAGCCUAUCUCUGAUCUGAUGUUUCCUCCCUGCUGCUGACUAACCAUAAUGAAACAAACAGCUGUGGUGUACGGAGUCGCUCAGCCGGUAAAACGGUACGGAGGGUUCCAGCCCAGUCAUUGGUUUCAGCAGACAUGGCUGGAUACCAGCCUUUCAUGUUUACCCACAAAUACAGCUGAUGGCAUCAACCAGUUAAUUUUAAUAUUCUAUUGAUGUAAAAUCAAAGAUUCUGAGAUUAUACUAAACCAUGCAGACCUACUAACUAUACUCCCCCCAAAUUAUUUUGGUCAGUUUUAUUGGUCUCAAGGCUGAAUGUGAUUGUGUGAUUUUCUCUCUGAGCUUAGAGGACUGGGCUGAUAACAGAGAUAGACAGCCACAGACUAAUCAUCAGCCUUGGCUACACUACCUGUGUGGGAGGAAGCUGAUAAAGAAAACUGUAUUUAUACCCUGGUGUGUCACAACCAAUGACUUUCCCACAGUAUGUGAUCACUUUGUGUUAUCUAAGAUCUGACACUAUAAAAUAUAUUUUCUACAGGUUUUAUAAGCCACUGAACUAUUAGACCCUUACCAAGUAAAGGCAUGUUCUGUAUGUAUGCAGGGCCACAGCAUCUCCUCAUUUGUUUUAGUGAACAAAUGGAACAGAUCUCUCUGCAACAUUGAAACGAUGGUCUGACUAUGUGUGUACAGGUAAUUUGUGUGUGUGCCUCCUCACAUCCCCACUCAAUUGGUUUGGUUGCCAGACGGCUUUAUUGAGUGCAGGGGCUGGGUGGCUGGGCUCGGUGGGGCUGCCAGCAGUACAGGGCUUGGGAGGAGGAGGGGCAUCUGCUCUGUAAGUGUGCACUGUGGUGCAUCUGUGGCAACGCAGCUAGCAUCUCAUUACAGAGCCGGCUGCCAGCCUCAUCCGGAUCAGACAGCCUGGCUGUCUCUCACACACACACACACACACACACACACACACAGGAUGCAGGGACAGAGGGGUUGGUGGUGAGGAUGUACAAGGACGUUUGUUUUCUAGCAAAAUUAUUAACAACAGAUAUAGACACUGAGGAUCUUCAGUGGAAGGAGAAAUGCAGCUGGCAGGCAUAUUAGGGUUGAAGUGAGGAUUUUUUCAUCUGUAAGGAUAGCCUGUCAGGCAUCCAAAUGUAUCAUUUCACACUUGGAUAUAUAGACAAAUAUAUUUUCUUUGUCUAUUGCAGGUGGUAAAGGUUGCCGGGAGCAACAUCUCCCACAAGUUGCGUCUGUCCAGCGUGAAGCUGUCUGACGAGGGCACGUACGAGUGCCGCGUGAUCGACUUCAGCGACACCGAUAGCAAUGCCCGUCACCACAAGGUGAGGGCCUAUCUGCAGGUGGAGCCAGAGAGCAACCAUAACCCGGCGCUGCGCCACCACAGGGCCAACUUCCAAACCAAGGACACCAAGGUUCUGGCAGGCAGCGGCCACCAGCCGGAGCAUGGCAAGCACUCGCCAGCAUCCCACCACAGCCACCACAAACCAACAGGCAAUGGUAGGGAGCUGAGGAAGAGGUCUGCUGAGGAUGACAGCGCUACUGACUGCACUGACAGCUGUCCUCUAGGCCUCACAGCUCACCCAUAACCUCCUCAGCCUGCCCCGGCCUCAGCUCCAAGCUCCAACCUUGUCCUACACCCCAGACGGGCAAGUCCAGUCCUGGAGGACCACAGUGUGUAGAGACUUUUGAUUCAACCACCCCAGCUGUAAUAUACAUGAUUAAACUAAAGUCUCUGCACACACUGCUGCCCCUGUUGCCCACCCCUGCCCUCUGCCCAACAUGCACACACCAAAUGGACUCCGGUGCUACCCCAGUCCUAUACCUCUGGCCUCUCUCGUCUCCCCUUACACUGCCCUAGCACAACAAUGUCCCAC
Messenger RNA from Coregonus sp. 'balchen', 10834 nucleotides. NCBI's taxonomy places the organism in Eukaryota, Metazoa, Chordata, Actinopteri, Salmoniformes, Salmonidae. The record is from the annotation of a GenBank genome assembly.